Messenger RNA from Syzygium oleosum, 1292 nucleotides. Its product is annotated as vesicle-associated membrane protein 721. Gene Ontology annotation, cellular component: membrane. The record is from RefSeq and is a predicted model, not a curated record. Lineage: Eukaryota; Viridiplantae; Streptophyta; Magnoliopsida; Myrtales; Myrtaceae. The coding region runs from base 323 to 982 and encodes 219 amino acids. The transcript has 5 exons. Gene Ontology annotation, biological process: vesicle-mediated transport.
CAUACGAAUCCCAGCGCCACCGUCCGUCAUCUCUCAUCUCUCUCUCCAUAUCUGAGAGGAAAUCGUUUUCAAUUUUCAUUCUCGCCUGCCUGUCUCUUAUCUCCCUCUCAGAUCGAACGAAUAUCUCCGCGCAAUUCGUCGCCGCCGAUCCAAACCGCGUUCGCCUCCGAAGGGCCUCCUCCUCCUCCGGCGAUCCGACUCCCCCGGCGGCGUUCGGCUUAGGGCUCUCUCUCUCCACCGUAGCGGAGGCGAGAUUCCUUGCGGUGUGAUCGGAUCCGUCGCGGCGGCGCGGGGUGGGUUGGGGUGGGGGCGGCGAUCGAUCAUGGGCCAACAGUCGCUGAUCUACAGCUUCGUGGCGCGGGGGACGGUGGUCCUCGCCGAGUACACGGAGUUCACCGGCAAUUUCACCACCAUCGCCUCCCAGUGCCUCCAGAAGCUCCCCGCCACCAACAACAAGUUCACCUACAACUGCGACGGCCACACCUUCAACUACCUCGUCGAGGACGGCUUCACCUAUUGUGUAGUUGCAGCUGAAUCUGCUGGCAGACAGAUUCCCAUUGCUUUCUUGGAAAGAAUCAAGGAUGACUUCAACAAAAGAUAUGGUGGGGGAAAAGCUGCAACAGCUGCUGCCAACAGCCUGAACAGAGAAUUUGGUUCCAAGUUGAAGGAACACAUGCAAUACUGUGUUGACCAUCCAGAAGAAAUCAGCAAGCUUGCGAAAGUGAAAGCUCAAGUAUCUGAAGUGAAAGGUGUUAUGAUGGAAAAUAUUGAAAAGGUUCUUGACCGGGGUGAGAAGAUUGAGCUGCUGGUUGAUAAAACUGAGAACCUUCGCUCUCAGGCACAAGAUUUCAAGCAACAGGGAACAAAGAUAAGGAGGAAGAUGUGGCUCCAGAAUAUGAAGAUUAAGUUGAUUGUCUUGGGGAUCAUCAUUGCCUUGAUACUCAUAAUUAUCCUGUCCGUUUGCCAUGGAUUCAAAUGCUAGUCUCCAGAAGUUCACGGGUACUUCCCAACUCGCUGAUUACCGCCGUUUCUGAUUUGACUGCUUCACUCGCCGAGGUCAUGGGCCAUCUCGAUUUUUCUCUCUUUCUCUCAAUUUUUGGGUUUUUUCCUUCUCCUUUUUCCCCUUUAGCCAUUCUCCCUUUACCCCAAUGGCAGUCUUUUCUUCUGGGGUAGGGGUCUUGUAUCGUGGAUUUGGUUGUAUGUGGUGGUAGUUGAUUUCAGGUAGAUAAUUUCUUACGUAUGGACAUAUUCUCCCCAACUUUUAUUUCGUAUAGUAUGUGAAAAUCUUAAAA